This is a messenger RNA of Cyprinodon variegatus (sheepshead minnow), 3750 nucleotides long. It is a transcript of the gene sorbs3, whose product is annotated as sorbin and SH3 domain-containing protein 2-like. Lineage: Eukaryota; Metazoa; Chordata; Actinopteri; Cyprinodontiformes; Cyprinodontidae. The transcript is spliced from 21 exons. Gene Ontology annotation, molecular function: protein binding. The coding region runs from base 448 to 2553 and encodes 701 amino acids. The record is from RefSeq and is a predicted model, not a curated record.
CAGGGAGUCAUGGAGCAGCAUUUUGGGAGGGGAAGGUGAUGAAUUAUUUGCAUUCCCCUCCAGUUAACCUCUUCCUGCAAAUAUAUCACCUCAUCACAACAAUGUGAGGAGGAGGUGCCCUUAGAAACUGACAGGCCAGGAGGACCUGGGGGUGCCUUUUGAACAUAGUGUUGAAGUGGGUUGCCAUGACAAUGCCUGUCAACCGGGAAGUCCUCCACGAAGGCAGGCAGAACAAGGGCAAGUAGUGUGAGGGAGAUUGUGUGUCCCAGCCAGUUCCAGAAGUCGGAGAGAGUGAGAGAAAGUGCAGAGAGGAUCUACGGCGAGGUGUUGCGCUCAGCUGAGACAGACAGAAAGACCAGUGAGUUCACAAGUCAAUGCCAACAGGGAGAAACUCCAUGCUGGGAGCGAAACAUUGAUCUCUGCUACAGAGGAAUCAUAGCUGAUCAUAUGCAGACUCAGCAAAGUGCGGAAGUAAUGGGCCAUCCAAAUGGCUCCCAGAAUCAUCUUUUUGGGGAGCCUGAGUUUCCUUCAAGUCAGCACAUACUGACUUCUCCAGAACAUGUGGUGGUCAUCUCCCCUGGACUCAAUACGCCUCCGCUGAACCCGUUUCGCUCCACAGGCCCAACAUCUGGGGUUGUCAAGGGGUCAGAGGUAAAUGGAGGGGGUCCAACGACUCUGAGAUUUGGAUCAUACUAUGGACCUUCCCAGUCGCCAGGUGAACUUUCCAAUGGAGUCCAGGGCUCUUCUACUUCGGAUCCAAAUAAUGAAGGGAGGCUUAUUAAGUUCUCGGGCAUAGGUCCAGUCGAUGAGAGUGGAAUGCCCAUCGCCUCUAGAUCGAGCGUGAACAAGCCCAGGGACUGGUACAAAAGCAUGUUCAGACAGAUCCACAAGAGACCAGAGGAGCUGGAGGAUUCAGAGCGGUGGUCCUCAGAAGGCCUCCAGUUCUCUGCAGAAAGAGAUAAAAUCCUCCAAGAAGACGACGGCCUCUUCAGACUAACGCCUUAUGGAUCCCUGCCAGAUUGGACCGAGGAUGUAGAUAAGCUGUCAGACCCUGGAAAGCAACACCAUCAACCCAGGAGCAUAUUUGACUUUGAGCCUGAAAGGAGCUCCACUUCAGUGAAUAACAGCCAGGUUCAUUUGUCCCAGAAGAGACAGGCUGAGAAACCAAAAUCUCCUUCAAUUGAGGCCAGUCUGCAGUCUGAGCUGAACCAGUUAGAAGCAGAGCUGGACUCGGAGAUUCAGGGCCUGGAGAGGACUCUUUCCCAGAAGAAGCAGCGUCAAGGCCGGGGUGAGGAGGCCACAGGCAGGGAUCCAGUAGCUGUUCCAAUGGCUGCCUCUGCAAACCACAGCAGCCUGUCAUCAUCUAAGCAUCCUGUCCAGCGUUUUGGUGGUUUACCUUCGCCUUCUGCUACUGCACAUGGACGUCCCUCCUCUGCAAAUGAAACCACGGAGCCUCCAUCAAAGAAAGAGGAGAAAAGGAUGAAAGCUGCAAGAGUCAAGUUUAAUUUCCAGGCUCAGUCACCAAGAGAGCUCACACUGCAGAAAGGGGACAUUGUUUACAUCCACAGGCAGGUUGAUGCCAAUUGGUUUGAGGGCGAACAUCAUGGGAGAGCUGGCAUUUUCCCAACUUCUUAUGUAGAGGUUCUGCCUCCCACAGAGAAACCGACGCCGAUAAAGUCUCCGACUCUCCAGGUGUUGGAGUAUGGAGAAGCUGUAGCUCUUUAUAACUUCAACGCUGACCUUCCUGUUGAGCUUUCCUUUCGUAAAGGUGAAGUGAUCAGCAUAACCAGACGCGUUGACAAUCAGUGGUUGGAGGGCAGGAUCCCUGGAACGAGCCGGAGCGGCAUCUUCCCGGCCAGCUACGUGCAGGUCAACAAGAUGCCCCGCACCAAAUACUCCACGGAUGACUUCUCAGCAAGCCCCAUGUCUCCUAUCUCCCCUGGACCGCAGAGUCCGGGACGUCCACUCUUCUCUCCAUCGCCGCGGUCACCUCUGUCUCCUUUCACCCCCCCGUCCUUCAGCCCCAAACCCGAGCACUCCCCCUUGAAACCAUCGUCACCUGUCCCAUAUGGCAGCCCUGCCUCACAGUCACACUCCCCCAACCAGACACUGUCAUCCCAUCGUUCUCCCCACGGCACCCCCAAUAUGGUUCCCCCCACCAACCUAAACACCCACUCAGCAGCAGCACAAUCCACAGUUAGACCGACUUCACCUUCUUUUCAGUCGUCAGCGUCCACGCACAGAGCAAUGGCUCCUACAGCGAACACUCCCAGAUACACCAGUCCCUCACAGGGAGCAGUACCAAGCCCGUAUGCUUCUUCUAAUGCACAUGUCAGCUCACAAGCACAGAACAAUCCUGGUUCUAUAGUGGGGCAAGGCCAGCCGUAUAAAGCCAUUUACAACUACAAACCCCAGAAUGCAGACGAGCUGGAGCUUAGAGAAGGGGACGUUGUGCAAGUGAUGGAAAAAUGUGAUGACGGCUGGUUUGUAGGUACGUCAGAACGGACUCAUACUUUUGGGACCUUUCCCGGGAAUUACGUGACACCAGUCUGACUUCCUCACUUGCUACCUGCCAACACUCAAUGGGACUCAUAUGAGCACAGCUAAUGAUCGUUUCCUUGUGCCAUUAUAGAUAUGAUGCGUAGGGUCUGCAUGUGCACUCUGUAUUCCAGAAGAGAAAGGGUUUCUCUCCUCGCUCACUACCUUUGCAUGUGUGAGCACAUACUGAAUGAGAGCGUGUGAUUGGAGGCAGUUUUUUUACACUUUUGAGAGGAAAGCUGAUGUGACUGAUUCAUAUGCACAAAACGAACAUUUGAUCUUCCUUGUUCCACAAUCUUUUCCAGCUGCAGGAAAUUUGCAUUCCUUCCCUCUGAACAGCACUGCUUCCUCUGAGGUCCUUAAAAAACACCGCUGCCCUCAGCUUCUUGUCACCAUAGUGCCUACACAAACCACAGCUGGGAUAAAAAUAAAAUAAACAAGAACAGGGAUUUUUGUAGCAUUUUACUGGAUUAUUAAUGUUUCUUUUACACAUUUUCCCCCCAGAUUUUCUUACAGAUGUCUGAAAUAGCUGCAGCAGUUUUUGAAGAUGCAUCAGAAACAUCUGUAGGACAGUAAGGGCUCUGACAUAUCAUCUAAUUACUGCCUUCCACAAGUCGAAUGCAUCUACCGGUUUCUUUUAUCAUAAAGUGUGCUUGUUGUUUUAAGGUUUGAGACUGUUGGUGUCUUCCUGCAGUUAAAGUAAAGAACUCCAUCCUACUCUCUACUAUGAAAUAAGUAUUCAUAACUACAACAACAGCAGCUGUGUUAAUAAAGUGGUUAGAUCAAGAAUGCUGUGAUGGUUCAGCAGGCUAAUUCCAAUACUGUAUGUGCCAAAAAUAGCCUAGGAGGUUAUGCAUUUGUUCAAAUGUACAUGAAACAUUCCCAGCUCACUCUUUGCUAUGUUUGCAAUGAUCACUUUUGUAAUAUGUUCUUCUUUGAUAUUUUAAGAUUAUUAUGAAAGCAGUAUUCAAGAAAAUUAUAUGUAUUUGGUUCUAACAUAACAUUGUUAAGUUGUAAGAGUUUAACUAAAAUGUGUCAUCCUUAAGUCACGGCUUUACUGUCAUAAUAAAUUGAAUUUAGUAGCCACAUGAAAUGAUUGUAAAGAUUGUAACAGUUUGUAAAACUGAAAGAUAAUAUAUAUUUGCUUAAAAGAAACAUUGUAUUGCAUAUCUAUGGUACGUGGUUUAUAUAAAAAGUUGAUUAAAUAUUAGA